Haplochromis burtoni (Burton's mouthbrooder) is the source of this 2044-nucleotide messenger RNA. RefSeq lists its product as uncharacterized. The record is from RefSeq and is a predicted model, not a curated record. The transcript is spliced from 8 exons. The coding region runs from base 631 to 1428 and encodes 265 amino acids. NCBI's taxonomy places the organism in Eukaryota, Metazoa, Chordata, Actinopteri, Cichliformes, Cichlidae.
UAUUUGACUGUGUUACAGAUUAAGGGACAAUCUCUGCUGAUAGACGCCCACGCCUCGGAGGAAGCCGAUCCACGGAUUAGGCCCUGGAAGCCGUUUCCUUCACUUACAUUAGUUAACAUCACUUUAAGGGGAUUACAUUUGUGCUGCCCCACUUGCUGCAACAAUGAGUUUUAUGUUAAGACACUGAGGAUAUACUUCCACCUUCACUGUCUGUCUCUUUGGCAGUAAUUGACUCGUCCUAUUUGGCUAGCAGCACUGAAACUCCAGUUGUUAGCUGUAAAGUCCGGCUUUGUAAAGCGCUUUAUAAAUGAGGACAGUGUGGAGGAGAGCCCGUUUGAGUCACUAGACCGACAAGCUGCAGUCCGACACUCCAGCUUUGCCUCGCCAGGCCGGGUGUACUGUGUGCCCUUGCUGAAAACACUUUGAAAUUUAUUAAUAAACUUCUGACGACAGAUUCAGAUUUGACUUCAAAACUGCUUGUCCUCUCUUUAAAGCUUGUCCCUUCAGCAAUUUCAUCAUAAAUGCUAUUUUUGAACAGUCUGAAGAAAAUAUCUGGCUCUGCUGGCGAAACACUAGAGAGCAUUAGAAUAGUCAGGCAGGAGCUACUGUUUGACCAGCGGAUCAGCCAACAUGCCAGUGGAACUGAAAGGGAACAUUUUAGUGACAGGGGCCAACAGAGGCCUUGGUUUGGAGCUGGUGAAACAGCUGGCAGAGACGACAGGACAAGAGGCUCACAUCUAUGCCUGCUCCAGAGAGCCUGAAGGAAGCAGAACUGAGGCACUGAGACAGUUAACCACCCGACAUCCUGGAAAGAUCACUAUAAUCAAGCUAGAUGUUGCAGAUGAGGAAAGUAUCUCAGCUGCUGUGCAGGCUGUGCAAGAUCAGAUCGGGGAUGCUGGGUUGAAUAUCCUUAUCAACAAUGCUGGUAUUAGGAAACCGGCCUUGUCAGGAGCAUUAUCUGCUACCAAGAAAAACGACAUGAUGGAGGUGUAUGAAACCAAUGUGGUUGGACCAUUUACCAUUGCAAAGAUGUUUCUUCCAUUCCUGAAAAAAGCAGCACAGAUGGAUUCUUCUGCAAAGGGCAAUGAUAAUAAAACUGCCUGCAGCUCAGCCAUCAUCAACAUCUCCACAGCUAUUUCAUCCAUAGAGAAAUGUCCAGAGACCUUCUCAGCAGCACAGAUGUAUCCUUAUAGAAUAAGCAAGGCAGCACUGAACAUGCUGACUCGCUGUCAAGCCGAAGACUUCAAGACUCACAAUAUAGUGGUGACAGCCAUACACCCAGGCUGGGUCCAAACUGAGAUGGGAGGAGAAAAGGCUCCUUUGACCACCGUGGACAGCGUACUUGGCAUGCUUAGUGUGAUAUCGUCACUUAGCAACAAAGACAGUGGGAUGCUUCUGGACUGGCAGGGCAACACCAUCCCUUGGUAGCUGUCAUGUCAAAACCAGGCUAAUAGACAAUGUUUUCAGGUUAAAAUUCAAAUGAGAAAAAACAUACACGAAUAUAAACAUAAUAAAGCAUUGAGGAGGAGAUUUUUUUAAUUAAUUUUAUUCUUUUCUUUUUUUUUAACAUGUACUAGAAGCUUUCUGCAAACUGAACUGCUGGCCACGGUUCACCAGAGAGGAAAUGAAAUGACUUCACGAUCUAUAAUCUGGCCAUGCUUAGAAAUUUGUCUGUUUUCAUUGCGGGGAGACAAUAAUUUCCUACAGUGGAAUAAAAUUUAAUCUGAAAUUUCAGACAGUAUUAUAUGUAAAGAUUCAUUAAUCAUAUUAACAUCUCUAUAAGCAUUUCAGCCAGUAAGCAGAGUUUAUAGUUUGGAGGUGGCAUAGAAAUGAUGGUAUACAGAGAAAAUUAGCACUGGAAUGAACAACAUUUGAACUUCAGAUGGUUGUUAAGGCGUCUGUGUUGUCUUUCACAAAGGCUGUGGCUUCCAAAUGCUCUGUAGUAACAGAUAUUAUUAUAAACAUGAGUGCUAACAGCUGGGGAAAUAAUUUUACUCUACAUGUUUGCUUCUGUAAUAAAGUGAUAAACCGGUUUUGUUCCCAA